Messenger RNA from Myzus persicae (green peach aphid), 2584 nucleotides. RefSeq names its product radial spoke head protein 3 homolog B (gene Rsph3). The transcript is spliced from 9 exons. The record is from RefSeq and is a predicted model, not a curated record. Bases 160 to 1740 code for a protein of 526 amino acids. Gene Ontology annotation, cellular component: cilium. NCBI's taxonomy places the organism in Eukaryota, Metazoa, Arthropoda, Insecta, Hemiptera, Aphididae.
GACCAGUGAAUUCAGUGCCGUUCGACCCGAUGGCCGUCGCGUUUGUCAGGUGUCGUCGUCGUCGUCUUCGUCGUCGCCGUCGUCGCCGCGGCGGUUCACUGGCGGAAGUCCGUCACGACGUUGUUUCCGGUUGUUGACCGACCGGAAAAACAAGGCGGCAUGCGGGAGAACAACAGCGGUACCGACGGCAGCGGCGGAGACGAUCGCACUACGUCGUCGUCGUUCACGGUCAUCGACGACGACGACCAUCACGACCACCGUGGCCGGCGCCGUCACCGCGAACACCAUGGUCACCGCAGUCGUCGCGAACACCACGAUAACCAAGAUCACCGGGACCAGAACCCACGCGACCGGGACUCGCGACACUUUGCCCGGUCCCUGGACUCGAAGCUCAAAAAGCUGCAGCAGCAGCGGCAGGCCGGCAACGGCGUCAAGCACGAGUCCAGAAAACCGGUUUUCGUCACCACAGUGAAAACGGGAAUUUUCCUGGACCCGCCGCCCGACCUGGCCGCCCUGCUCGGUCUCGACGACCGUUCGUCUCAGUCCGGCGUCGACUCGGACCGAUACUACUCGUACUCGAGUAAGCCACGCGUACUUCACGACAGACAACACCAACGGUGCACCGUCUCCCACUCAUCCCGGAAAACCAACAGGCAACCCGAUAUGUGCAAACAAAUGGGUUACACAAACAUCAUGCACGACAAACGGGUGAUCAGAGGCAGUAAUUUUGCGAAAAAAUCAUUCCGUCCAAAGUGGAACCCAUAUUUUGGGUAUGCUAAACUGUUGUCGUCGGAGUUGGGCAAAGAGUCACCAGCGGCGCGGGAAGCGGAAGCUCGUCGACUGGCUAUGGCCAGGAAAAAAGCCAUAGACUAUCAGACCAGGGCAUUGCGAUUUCACCUGGGAGCGCCAAAACUUCCCAGAGGCCGACAGAAUGUGGACAUCCAAACCGAUGUACAUCUAGAAGAACUGUACGAUUAUCCAGUAUCGCAGACGUUUGGGGCGCAGACUGAAUUCGAUCAAGAACUGUUCUCGAACACUGGAACUGGGAUGUCUGCCGGCACAGACGCGUCUACCCAGGUAGACGACAAAGACUUAUUCGACUUCGACACCGAGGUGACGCCCAUAGCGGAAGCUCUGAUCGCAGACGUGUUCAGGCAAGCCAUGCGAGAAGUGCUGUACGAAGACGAGCUGGAAACGAGAGCCCGGCAACAAAGAGCGCUGUGCAUGCGGCGCACCGUUGAGGAGAUCGAAAAGCAAAGACUGCAGUACCAAGACGAAAGGCUGAAUAAAGUUAUCGCUGAACACGCUCAAAUGUUUGAUGAAGGCGAGAGAAACGAAAAAGAACGAAUCUCCUCGAUGUUGACUUCGGGCCGUGUGACUGAUUUAUUGCCUAAAGUACUUGACGAUUUGAGUAAAACAGGACUCACUACAAAUACGACUGCUAAUAAAUUAGAAAGUCCGGAAUUCGUGGAAUGGCUGACUGAAGAACUACAAGCUGAUAAAACGAAACACGAAGAAAGCGAUGACAUUUUGAAAAAUAUGAUCCAUGAUCUAGUUAGGCGUCGUCUGGAUUCAUACAACGAAACUACAGACGUGAAGGAUAUUGAACGACCCGAAGAACUAUUCAAAGAAAUUGAAUCAAUAACAUUAGAAUCCGAUAAAAAAAUUGAAUCGAUAACAUUAGAAUCCGACAAAAAAAUUGAAUCAGCUAGCCCAACAACAGCUGCUGAGGAUAGCUAAAGAUUAGUUUAGAGCGAUUCGUGAAGAAGAAAAAGAAAGUUUCUAUGUGUUUUUCCCACUUCAUCUGGCACGAAAUAUAUUUUUACAGAUAUCGAUACCUAGGUGUUAAACAACAGAUGUCUACGUACAAAAAUAAACAAUUUAAUAAAAUCGUACAUAGAAACAAAAUUAAACAUUACAAUAGAGGUAUGCUCUAUGAGACAGUGAAGCACUGAAAGUUCAGAUACACUCUGUUAACCCAUAAACAUCUACUUACCAAUUUGUUCGGAGUUACAAGUAAAGACUUCCUCGUUGUUAGUAUAAUCAUCAUAAAUCUUAAUUCGCAAAGUCAGGCGAGAUAAUAGUUUCGACAUCAUAAAAUCUGAUUAUCAUGUAGACUUACUCGAAUCCUAGGAAAAAAAUAUUUUUUUAACAGUCUUAAUAAUAUUCUAAAAAGAUGAUAAUAUGUAAACACCAAAACUACCAAUAAAAAUACUAUAUUUUUCUUCGUGGCAGUUUAUAAUUGUUUCAAUUAUAAUAUAAAUAAUAAAAUAGUUUCCAAAUCGGUUUUUCUCUCGCCCUGAUUGAAAAUUAAAGUAAUACCCAAGUAAAAAAAACCACCGACAACUUUCAGUGUAUAGUCGUAUGUAACAUCCAUACCUAUUAGCUAGGUAGCAAAAAUAUUUUGAAUCAAAUGAGAAGUGGAUGAAACUUAGCUGUAAAUAUUUUUGAAUAUUACAUUAUAUUCGUUGUUGUAUAGUUUUAGAAACAAAAAAACGUACCUACUAUUAAUAGAUGAACACCGAGACGAUGAGCUUCAAUCAAAAAUGAUAAGUCGUAUCGUUAUCUAUAAUAGAUUGGAAAA